This is a messenger RNA of Acomys russatus (golden spiny mouse), 1051 nucleotides long. It is a transcript of the gene Gmnn, whose product is annotated as geminin DNA replication inhibitor. Gene Ontology annotation, cellular component: nucleus. Lineage: Eukaryota; Metazoa; Chordata; Mammalia; Rodentia; Muridae. Gene Ontology annotation, biological process: negative regulation of DNA replication; negative regulation of cell cycle. The coding region runs from base 210 to 830 and encodes 206 amino acids. The record is from RefSeq and is a predicted model, not a curated record. The transcript has 7 exons.
GAGUCCCGCGCCACUCAUCCCAGUAGUGCCGGUGUGGGUGACAGUGGGUUCUCCUCGGACCCUGUCUCUAUGCUAAUGACUAACUAAUGAUAGCAGGAUCUUGGGCCACUAGCUGCAUUUUGGGAAACACUGCCCACGCCUGGGCGUGGAAGUUCUAUCUGCAGCACUCUGGAGGCUGAGGCAGGAGCUUCAGGAGAUCAAGCUGAAAAAUGAAUACCAGUAUGAAGCAGAAACAGGAAGCAGCCCAAGAAAAUGUGAAGAGUAGUCCUGUCCCAAGGAGAACACUGAAGAUGAUUCAGCCAUCUGCAGCUGGAUCUCUUGUUGGCAGAGAAAAUGAGCUGCUAAAAGGGUUGUCCAAAAGGAAGCUUUACAAUGACCAGUUGACAUCUAAGACUUCAAACUUGGAUCCAGAGCCUAGUGGAAAUAAUGACAUUGGAGAUGUCACCCAGGAAGCAUUUGAUCUUAUGAUUAAAGAAAACCCAUCUUCUCAGUAUUGGAAAGAAGUGGCAGAAAAACGGAGGAAAGCUCUCCAUGAAACACUUAAAGAAAACGAGAAACUUCAUAAAGAAAUUGAACAAAAGGACAAUGAAAUUGCCCACCUGAAAAAGGAGAAUAAGGAGUUGGCAGAAGUUGCAAAGCACGUGGAGUACAUGGCGGAGAUAAUUGAGAGGCUAAGUAAUGAACCUCUGGAUAACUUUGAAUCACCAAAUAGUCAUGAAUUUGACUCUGAAGAGGAAACUGUUGAGGACUCUGAAGUGGAAGACUCAGGAACUGGCACGUGUGCUGAAGAGACUAUGCGUUCCUCUACAGAUGCCAAGCCAUGUCCAUGAGGUGUGACAUACACUGCCAGUGUUGCCCUUUGGUAUAGCUCUUGGUAAAUGAACUAAAUGAUGCAAGUGCUGGAAUCCAGGUUUGAAUCCUGGGGCUAUAACUACAUUAAAGUACAGAUAGUAUGUAUUUUUAAUCUGAUGUUUUAUGUAAAUAGCAUUUUCAUUUUCUAAGUGUCAGAUGUGACUUAUGUAUAUUAAAUAAACGUCAAUUUCCUAUUGAA